UGUACAGCGAGGAGGGAGAUGGAAAUCUGUCUGACUUUUAUUCUUCUCUCAUCCACACUCACACUCACAGCAGCUGACAGUGUGAGGUUGGUGAAUGGUGGAAGUCGCUGUGCUGGGAGAGUGGAGGUUCUUCAUGAAGGACAGUGGGGAACAGUGUGUGGUGAUGACUGGGAUAUGGACGAUGCUGCAGUGGUGUGUAGAGAGCUGCGCUGUGGGGAGGCUGUAAAUGCACGAAAAUACGGUCACUUUGGACCAGGAUCAGGACCAAUCUGGAUGGAUGAUGUACGCUGUAGAGGAUCAGAGUCGACACUGAAGAACUGUGGAUCAAGUGGGUGGGGGAAAAGUGACUGUGGUCAUGGUGAAGAUGCUGGAGUCACCUGCUCAGGUCACAGAAUGUCGAGACUCACUGCUGGUCCUCACCGGUGCUCUGGGAGAGUGGAGGUGCUUCAUGGAGGUUCCUGGUCCACAGUGUGUGAUGCUGACUUUGACCAGCAGGAUGCAGAGGUUGUGUGUCGAGAGCUGGGCUGUGGGAUUCCUGUGGAGGUGCUGGGAUCAGCUGCUUUUGGCCGAGGGGAGGGUCAGGUGUGGACAGAGGAGCUUCAGUGUAGAGGAAAUGAAUCUCAGAUUUACUUCUGUCCAACAUCAUCUUCACUCAAACACUCAACCUGCUCCCAUUACAACGAUGUGGGAUUAAUAUGUUCUGGUGAAGUAUCAUGAUUUAACUUCUGUUUAAAUAGAGAA
Messenger RNA from Ictalurus furcatus (blue catfish), 741 nucleotides. Its product is annotated as deleted in malignant brain tumors 1 protein-like. Bases 19 to 717 code for a protein of 232 amino acids. The transcript has 3 exons. Gene Ontology annotation, cellular component: membrane. NCBI's taxonomy places the organism in Eukaryota, Metazoa, Chordata, Actinopteri, Siluriformes, Ictaluridae. The record is from RefSeq and is a predicted model, not a curated record.